Mus pahari (shrew mouse) is the source of this 878-nucleotide messenger RNA. RefSeq names its product pyroglutamylated RFamide peptide (gene Qrfp). NCBI's taxonomy places the organism in Eukaryota, Metazoa, Chordata, Mammalia, Rodentia, Muridae. The record is from RefSeq and is a predicted model, not a curated record. The coding region runs from base 120 to 740 and encodes 206 amino acids. Gene Ontology annotation, molecular function: orexigenic neuropeptide QRFP receptor binding. The transcript has a single exon.
UAGAAAAUUGAACCCAAAUGCACACAGCCCCGAGGGCCGCCUGGGUACCUCUGUGAGCCAGCUGGCAGCUCUGGUAUUCCAGUCCUGAGCAAGGCAGGCAGCUCCCUGGCUGCAGGUGAAUGGGAAUCAGACUAAUUGGUCCAGCCGGCUCCCACAGUGGCUACGACAGUCUGGUGGACCGGGUGCUAGGGAACCAGGCUAAGCACAGUCAGCAGCUAUCCCUCCAAAGGCUGCCCAGACCUUGGGAAGCCUGGGCCAGGGAUCGCAUGUGGCCAAAUGCUGGCCCCAGGCUUCCCAAGCCACUAACCCCUUCCUCUCUCCUUCCUCAGAUGAGGGGCUUCAGGCCUUUGUUUUCCCUCUUCCUCCCUCUGAGCGCCUGCUUUCCCCUGCUGGACAGAAGGGGACCCACAGACAUCGGUGACAUCGGAGCCAGGAUGAGCUGGGCCCAGCUGGCUGAGGGACACCCCCCCAACUUGGUUCAAAAUCCACAUCCUCAGGCCCUGCUUGUGGUGGCCAAGGAGCAGCAGGCCUCCCGCAGGGAGCACACCGGCUUCCGUCUAGGGAGGCAGGACAGUAGCAGUGAGGCCGCAGGGUUCUUGCCCGCUGACUCAGAGAAGGCCAGCGGUCCCCUGGGGACUCUGGCAGAGGAGCUGAGCAGCUACAGCCGCAGGAAGGGAGGUUUCAGCUUCCGCUUCGGACGGACGGUGAGGGCCUGUGUGGACUCACUCUGCCCUGUCUGACCAGCUACUAUUGUCCCGGCCCCAACCUCAAGAAUCCAGACCCGGAGAGAGUAUCACAGUGAACUAGUGGUGGUGAAUAGGUGUGUUCGUGUUUUCAUUUCCAGCUUUGCUAAAGUGAGAAAUCUGGGUGGUGUUCAA